Molecule: messenger RNA, 2500 nt
Organism: Pseudogymnoascus verrucosus
Lineage: Eukaryota; Fungi; Ascomycota; Leotiomycetes; Thelebolales; Thelebolaceae
Exons: 3
Coding region: 97-2379 (760 amino acids)
Biological process (GO): nuclear inner membrane organization
Cellular component (GO): chromosome, centromeric core domain; mitotic spindle pole body; nuclear inner membrane
Source: RefSeq, a predicted model, not a curated record
CUGGGAAUACGGCAGAAUCAACAAAAGUUGGAACACAAAGCCUGCGAAUAUUUGCGAUUUUUCUGUCCAUACAACGGAACUAGAUGCAUAGAACGCAUGGCUUCCUCGCUGGGUCGACCUCUCGUUUGCUUUUAUUGUAACCGAAAGUCAACGCGCAGGCAGGAUGGUAGCGUUCGCCAGUGGGAGUGCGCCAACUGCGAAGCUGUAAACUACUUGGACGAGAAUGGAGAUAUUACGGAUCCUCCGGUAGCGACUUUCGAAGAAGCCUCGCCGGGCAGGUCAUUUGCGAAGGCCAUUCCUCCUCCAACAUGGUCGACGGCGUCGGCUGACGAUUCGGUAUUUUGCCAAACAUGCAUCAAAAAUCAACAUCUCUAUCGUUCCUCAUUAGCGCAAUACCUCCCAGAAGAUCCAGAUCAUCCCGAUUACGAUAGAUUGUCUCGGAAUAUCGAACGUUUCGAACAGCAACUAGAAGAGCGGUAUCCCCAGGUCUGCGAAAACUGUGUAGAUAAGGUCCAGGAUCGCAUGAAGCGCGCUGUCUACAGCGCCAAGGUCGAUGCGCAUGGAAGACAAUUGGAGAGGACCCGAAGGAAUGGCGGCCCUGGACGAAAGGCCAAGCGCACUUGGUUAGAAAGAAUACAAUCCGGGGGGAAGGUAGCUUGGGCAUCAGGAAUCUACUUGCAGCUUGCUUGUGAGGUUCUGGCCCUCGUGGGGGGCUUUCAGCCCGCUGUGGUGGACUCCUUUGAGGAGGAUUCUAUCAUGGGAGAUUCGAUCCUCGACGGAAUGGGCCCCUCUCGCCCGUUUCUCUAUCGCUUGGUCAACCCCGUGUUAUCAGCUGUGUCGCAUCUUCCAGAUGUUGUAGCACCGCGUCUUCCCGAUUUAGCUGCGGCAAGCUUGCUGCUCUCCCUGGCUUCCCUAUGGUGGAAUCCGGAGUUUCGAUAUACGAUUAAGAAUGGGCUUCAUAAGGUUCAUGGCCUGGAAUCCUGGUAUUCCCACCAAAUUGUGCUGCUAUUAACACGUGGACUCCUUUGGUACAUCAAUGGUAAAUCGAUUCUCGCCGAUGCUAAAUCGUCGAUAAAUAUGGCUGCGCAUACGUUUAUGUUUGCCUUCACAGCUUGGAUUUCUAUGACGACAACCAAGAAGGUCACCGCCAGGUCGAAACCCCUAUUUUCAUCAACGCCUGACCGCGAAGCUCUUAUUGCUAAACGGAAAUCAACAGCAUCACCUACCCAUGCUCCCAAUAGCUUAUACGAAGCUCUAAAUAGCAUUUCUCAAGAGCCCGUCGUAGCUUCCUCGCCGGUAUCGUCCCAAGGAACGCCGAGGACAAAUUUUGCGCAAUCGAAGCCUUGGGAUUCCCCUGGUUCUAUUUCUAAUAUAUCAUAUCGCAAUCGGGAAACUCCAUCAAAAUCAACCUCGGCGCUGAGCAUCACGGGCUCGCCAUCACCAUUUUCACCAACUAAUAGGGGAGCUCUGGGCAAGUACCAAUCUAAUACUGGACAAUCAACAUCCAUGGAGGCUGCCAACGCUCCAGAUCCAGAUGAAAUGGAAUGGAUGCCCAGCCAAUCCGUCCACCGCGCCUUCAACAGCGGCCUAUCCGCCCAAAGAGACGGUCAACACUUCAACCAAGCGCCAUCUGGCCCAGAAUCCUCACCCUUCUGGUUCAAAGUCCCCCCAGCCCCAAUCACACCAGCACGAAAACUUAGAAAUCCGCCAAACCAGCCUCUACUAUCAGCCCCUUCAGAGGAGGUGAAGCAGAACUUCUUCAAUAAAAUGACGUCUAAUAUGCUGCCAGGUCAGGGUUCCCAGGCGCCUAGAGAGUCCAGUCGUCAGGACGCUGUUUUUGCGCAGCCGAAGUUCUUUCCACCUGAUUCUCUUGAGGAUACGACAGGGUUGGCGGAUGCGUUUGGAGCGGCGUUCUCGUUUGAUGAGCGAGAAGCAGCGGAGAAUGAGCGGGCUGCGAGGGAGAAAGCGCAGUCACAGGAUAGUUCACCAGUAUCGGUGUUAUCUGGGAACCUCACCGCUGUGGCUCUCGGUGUAUUGCUGUGGUUCUGGAACCUCUCAUUCCAUAGGCCAACAGAGUACUCAAGGUCGAUGACUCAGGCGGCGAUGACGGGGUGUAUACUCAUUGGGCUCCGCUCACUUAUGGAUCAUACUACAGUUGCGAUAUCCAAGACGGCCUCGAAGUGGAGCGUCGCAUUUGCUAUUCUUGCUGCUGUUGAGUCUGCGGCUGCGGUGUACAUAUUGGUGGCUUCGAAUGCAGUGGCUCCAGAGGCGAUUGGGCCUGUUCGCACAUACGGUUCGGUCUUGUUUGGGGUUAUGAUAAUUCGCCAGCUGCUUCAGAGGUAUGGGAAUGUCCAGUUGAGACAGGGUAACAGGGCAUAGAUGGUACACAGUACAGUACAGCGGCAUUGUGGGAAGCAUUGGGCGUGGUGUUCGGAUUUGUUUUUUAGAGAUGCAUAUAUAUAUAUACCAACCACAAUAUGAAAUAAUACAAAACAUAGAG